AGAUCAAUGUCGUUGCAAGUGACGGCCGUCUGCUGCACAGCGCAGCGGACGUCUCUACGCCACGCCUAUGUACUGGAACCGACGAUGACACAACGCAGCCACAACACACACAGCUGAUCACCCAACACCUACAACCGAAGUCACAGUCAGUACCAUCACCAGACACACCACCACAACGACGUACACAUACACACACACCACCACAACGACGUACACAUACACACACACCACCACAACGAUGUACACAUACACACACACCACCACAAUCACACACACAAACACAAACACACACACGGGCAGACAGAUCAAGCAACACUGAUGGCCAAUCGCAGACUGCGAAUAACCAACCAGUGGCGCUGGAACAGCCGGGUACGCAGACUAAACCACACACACAGCACCAAACACACACAGAAUCACAUGCACAACAACAACCACCGACACAUACAUACUCACCCUCACAACAACCAACUCAGCACACACAUCAACAACAUCCAUCACCAUCUCAAGCACAGUCAACCGCACCGCCACAACAGCGCGCAGCACAACAACCACACACACGCACACACCACAGACCACCUGCCAACGGCUAUCUUACGUUUGAUUGGUUCUCGUGCGUGGAAGGUCGCGGCACUGAGCUGCACUACACCUGGGUGGAAUCUGAUGUCCCUCCGCAGAUGAGUCGCAAUACACCACAGCCGAGUGAUAAGGGCAACAGCACCAAACAACGCAACAACGGACCACGCAACGGCAAAGGAACCAAGCGCAAUGGGCGCACCAUGUAUAGCAACAGAGACUACCCACGCACAGCCAGAGAACAGCAACCCACCGUCAGGUGA
Sphaeroforma arctica JP610 is the source of this 836-nucleotide messenger RNA. RefSeq lists its product as hypothetical. The record is from RefSeq and is a predicted model, not a curated record. The annotation marks the transcript as partial. NCBI's taxonomy places the organism in Eukaryota, Ichthyosporea, Ichthyophonida. The transcript has 2 exons.